Molecule: messenger RNA, 2731 nt
Organism: Lontra canadensis (Northern American river otter)
Lineage: Eukaryota; Metazoa; Chordata; Mammalia; Carnivora; Mustelidae
Gene: PCSK4
Product: proprotein convertase subtilisin/kexin type 4
Exons: 15
Coding region: 169-2508 (779 amino acids)
Biological process (GO): peptide hormone processing
Cellular component (GO): trans-Golgi network; Golgi membrane
Molecular function (GO): serine-type endopeptidase activity
Source: RefSeq, a predicted model, not a curated record
GGGCAGAUCUUCGCACUCCUCAAGGGGGAGACGCAAGGCCCUCUGGGAGUUGAAGCCUUCCGGGGGUUUCUAUGGCCUCGGGGGCGGGGCGGGCGCCUGGGCCGACUCGGCGGUUUGGCCAGGGGGAGGGGCUUUCGGAGGCCCCGGCCCGGCCCCGCCCCCGCCGCCAUGCGGCCCGCCCGGACUGCGCUCUGGCUGCGCCUCGCAGUGGCCCUGGGCCUGGCCCUCGUUGGCCCCCUGCCUGUGGGGUGGUCCUCGGCCCGGGCCCCCAUCUAUGUCAGCAGCUGGGCCGUGCGGGUGUCCCAGGGUUACCGGGAGGCCGAGCGCCUGGCGCGCAAAUUCGGCUUCGUCAACCUGGGGCAGAUCUUUCCUGACGGGCAGUACUACCACCUGCGGCACCGGGGCGUGGUCCAGCAGUCCCUGACCCCACACUGGGGCCAUCGCCUGCGCCUAAAGAAAGACCCCAAGGUGCAGUGGUUCGAGCAGCAGACGCUGCGGCGGCGGGUGAAGCGCUCGGUGGUGGUACCCACGGACCCCUGGUUCCCCAAGCAGUGGUACAUGAACCACAAGGUGCAGCCGGACCUGAACAUCCUGCAGGCCUGGAGCCAGGGGCUGUCAGGCCGGGGCGUUGUGGUCUCUGUCCUGGACGACGGCAUCGAGAAGGACCACCCGGACCUCUGGGCCAACUACGACCCCCUGGCCAGCUACGACUUCAAUGACUAUGACCCAGAUCCCCAGCCACGAUACACGCCCAGUGAUGAGAACCGGCACGGGACCCGCUGUGCUGGGGAGGUGGCAGCCAUAGCAAACAACGGGUUCUGUGGCACGGGCGUCGCCUACAAUGCCCGCAUCGGAGGCGUGCGCAUGCUGGACGGCACCAUCACGGAUGUUAUCGAGGCCCAGUCGCUGAGCCUGCAGCCGCAGCACAUCCACAUCUACAGCGCCAGCUGGGGCCCUGAGGACGACGGCCGCACCGUGGACGGCCCGGGCAUCCUCACCCGGGAGGCCUUCAGGCGCGGCGUGACCAAGGGCCGUGGUGGGCUGGGCACGCUCUUCGUCUGGGCGUCGGGCAACGGCGGCCUGCACUAUGACAACUGCAACUGUGACGGCUACACCAACAGCAUCCACACGCUCUCGGUGGGCAGCACCACCCGGCACGGCCGCGUGCCCUGGUACAGUGAGGCCUGCGCCUCCACGCUUACCACCACCUACAGCAGCGGCGUGGCCGCUGACCCACAGAUCGUCACCACAGACCUGCACCACCAGUGCACGGACAAACACACGGGCACCUCGGCCUCGGCCCCGCUGGCUGCGGGUAUGAUCGCCCUGGCUCUGGAGGCCAACCCGUUCUUGACCUGGAGGGACAUGCAGCACCUGGUGGUCCGGGCGUCCAGGCCAGCACAGCUCCAGGCUGAGGACUGGAGGACCAACGGCGUAGGGCGCCAAGUGAGCCACCACUACGGCUACGGGCUGCUGGACGCCAGGCUGUUGGUGGACAUGGCUCGGACGUGGCUGCCUACGCGGCCCCAGCAGAAAUGCGCCAUCCGGAUCGUACACACCCCCACCAGGCCCGCAGGAGGGGCCCUCACCCCCCACGCCGCCCCUAGCCCCAUCCUGCCGCUGAUGCGAGUGAGGAAGAAUGUGUCGGCCUGCGCGGGCCGUGCCAACUACAUCCGCUCACUGGAGCACGUGCAGGUGCAGCUGUCGCUGUCCUACAGCCGUCGGGGGGACCUGGAGAUCUCGCUCACCAGCCCCAUGGGGACCCGCUCCACGCUCGUGGCCAUCAGACCCUUGGAUGUCAGCGGCCAAGGCUACAACAACUGGAUCUUCAUGUCCACCCACUUCUGGGACGAGGACCCGCAGGGCUUGUGGACUCUGGGCCUGGAAAACAAGGGCUACUAUUUCAACACAGGGACGCUGUACCGCUACACGCUGCUGCUCUACGGGACGGCCGAGGACAUGACCGCGCGGCCCUCCGGCCCCCAGGUGACCAGCAGCGCGUGUGUGCAGCGGGACACGGAGGGGCUGUGCCAGGAAUGCCACAGCCCCGCCUAUAUCCUGGGCCACCUCUGCCUGGCCUACUGCCCUCCAAGGUACUUCAGCCACACCCAGCAGGCAGUGACCCCGGGGCCUGGGCGCUCCGUGACAUCCACCCUGCGCAUCUGCUCCAGCUGCCACACCUCCUGCUACACAUGCCGCGGGGGGUCCCCGCUCGACUGCACCGCCUGCCCCCCGUCGUACACGCUGGACGAGCUUUGGGGCUCCUGCUCAGGACCUGUCCCUCCCAACACCACCCCCCAGCCCACCGCAGUGGCCCAGCCCAGCUGCCACCAUGGCCAAGCCCAGGCUGCGGUGCUGGCCUUGUUGGCCAUGGCCUUGGGGAGCCCCUUCCUCUGCAGCGUCCUGUCUGGAGGCUGCCUGCCGCCAUGUGGGGGCCUCCUCCGUGCCGGGCACCACCCCCAUCGCCACCCCAGGGCUGGCUGCUGGCGGGAACCUAGAGCCAUCUGACUAGGGGGCAGACACGGGCCUGAGCAGGCACCGCUGUCCUGCUUCUUUGCUUCGGACUGGAACCCCGGCUGGGAUGCGAGAGCCUACCCCGAGAAGGCCCUGGGUGACCACCGAGGGCUCGGGCCAGGGGCGGCCUGCACAGAAUCCUGGACCCGAAAUGGGCAGGUCCAGGUGAAAGAGAGAGAGAGAAAAGUCUAGUUACACAGUUGGGGGUGGGGGUGGG